AUGGAGCGGAAGCGCAAGCUGCCCGCCCGGGCCGCUGCUCGAGGCGAUCACGCUGCCAAAAAGCGCAAUGUCACACCGAGAGAACGCUCCGCGACGCCUGCUGCUCCCCCCGCGCCUCCUCCAGCUCCAGAGCCAGAAGAGCCUCCCCCGCCUCCUUUGCCCAAGUCGAUCCAGGCAGGCAAGCCGCUCCCCACGGUUGAAGUCGCGCAGUCGGAAGACUUGUCAUCUAAGGACUACCAGUCGGUCGGCGAAAGCGGCGUCCUUGCCGAGUCCCUUUCACGAUCUCGCCAAAAAUGGAUCAGCGAUGGUCUUUUUGCCAAAUAUUGGACAAAACCGCACAAGCGCAAGGGCGUCAUCAACGAAGACCCCAAGAAUCCGCCCAAGGAGACCAUGUCAAAGGUCGGCACCGUCACGAUCACGAUUGAACCGCACAUUAUCGAAGCUACCAUGUAUGUCGUCAAGGAUCCUAAGCCAAAGCCCCAGCCGAUUCAGCAAAACCGUCCCAUUAUUCAGUAUGGCCCUCCGAAUGGCAUAAUGCCCCCGCCUCAAGCGCCAGCCUCAGGAGCUGGCACUCCGACUCAAAGUACGGCGACAAUAGCAAAGCCUCCGCACCACAGCCCGGCCCCAGGUCCAUCUCAUAGUCCAGCGCAACCACCACAGCCGCUUCCUCGAGUUCCCCAGGAGCAACCUACUCCGAAGGCUGGACAGCCAGGAACAGCUCCGGGGAACAAUAUGACCCCCUCACCGAGCCCAAAUCUCCAGUCAAGGCCUCAACCAGCAGGAGUGCCUGUGGCACCAUCCCCAACACCACCUCCAAUCGCUCGUGCACCCUCAAAUCCUCCACCACCAGCUGCCAUCCCUCCUGGCGCUGCGCUACCGGCUGCUUCGGCCCCGAUCCCAGCGACGAGGCCACCUCCUGGCCCAAUGGCUGCCCCCCCCAUGUCACCAGCCCCUCGACCAGCCACGAGCAUACAUACAACGCCUACAGCCGGCCUCGCGAAACCAGUGACGCCAGCUCCCCCCCCUGCGGCACCCGCAGCAAAGCCAUCCGCCAACGACCCUGUCAUUGCUUUGCUUGCGCAAAAAGCAUCAGGGGAUGCUGAACUUCGUGAUCUUAUGAAGAGAGUAGCUGUUGGACAGGCAAAAGAGGGCGAGCUAGCGCAUUUUCAGAAGAUUAUCGAUCAGCUGAAUGCUGAAUAUCGCAGCCGCGGUGGACAGCAGGGGCCAUCUGCGGACCGACUUCUGGUGGAUGGAAGAACGGUCAAGUAUUUUGCGGUUGAGGUUCGAACUAUUCUCGACAUUGUUCUAGCCUCAAAUCCCAACCAGAAGUCAUCAGAACUGCGGCCACCACAAGGAAGUGACCCGCUGGUUGUUUUGCUGGUCAAGGCAGCUUUGGAGGAACACAGAACCCGAGACAUGAUUCGCCGGAUUGCCGAUGGACGGCCUGGAUUUACGGAUGCUACGGACCUAAAGGAUAUUCUUGAUCGGCUACAUCGAGAGAUGAGAGCGGCGCCGCGGCCCUCUCCUGCCCCAUCACAAGUGCGACAACACACCCCCAAUGGAGUACCGAAUGGACAACCUAGGGCGCCAACCCCACAGACUGUGGCACAACCAAAUCCCCAAGCCUUGCGGUCCAAAGGCCCCCCGCCGGCCCCUAAGCCGGACGUCACCGCUGUUGUCUUUGACUUUGGAAGCGGAGAUCGAUAUCUUUUCCCCAAAUUCAGCAUCCUGGAGUAUCCGCCGACGCCAUCAGGCCAACAAGUCGUGGCGUCAUUCCUAAUAGUUCGCAAGGGAAGUACAUCCGAAUAUGGCGGAGACCCAAAGCUGGACUAUUAUCAACCUGUUACGAUACGUAUCUUUACACAGUCUGGACGCCAUCUGGAGAAUCUGGCCCGAGUGGUUGCCCCGCAGGAUGAGGUACGGCGUUACAUGGACGAUGUGAUGGACAACAUGACACGCGCAGAAUACGUGUUGCUCGCGAUGAGGCUUCCAAGAGCCGACAGGGAUGGCGAGAAGGACGGCACCAUCUCGGACGAACCAAGGACAAAUGGAUCUACACCUAAGCCUGACCCGGCCCGUGAGCCAAAGGCUGUGUCGAAACCUGGUGUUCUCUGGACAUCCAAGGGAAAGUCGGAAACGCCACCCGGCGAGGGGCCCUCAAAGCCUCUGCGAGAUGCGGAGCAAGAGGCCCAAGCCAAAUACCAGCGACUCAUCAACUCAGUGUCUGCCAAGGACACGGAUGGUCAAUGA
Messenger RNA from Fusarium keratoplasticum, 2250 nucleotides. RefSeq lists its product as uncharacterized. The transcript has 2 exons. NCBI's taxonomy places the organism in Eukaryota, Fungi, Ascomycota, Sordariomycetes, Hypocreales, Nectriaceae. The coding region runs from base 1 to 2250 and encodes 749 amino acids. Gene Ontology annotation, biological process: chromatin remodeling. Gene Ontology annotation, molecular function: ATP-dependent H2AZ histone chaperone activity. The record is from RefSeq and is a predicted model, not a curated record. Gene Ontology annotation, cellular component: Swr1 complex.